CUCCUUCCGCCCCGCCGGCAUCGCAGCCAUGGUGGGCCCGGGCGGCGGCGUGCCGCUGGAGAACGCCAACCCGCUCAUCUACCGCCGCUCGGGGGAGCGGCCCGUGACGGCGCGGGAGGAGGACGACGAGCUGCCCGACUCCAUCGACGACCGGGAGAUCUUCGAUCUCAUCCGCUCCAUUAACGACCCCGAGCAUCCUCUGACCCUGGAGGAGCUGAAUGUCGUCGAGCAAGUUCGAGUUAAAGUGAACGAUGCCGAGAGCACCGUGGCAGUGGAGUUCACACCCACCAUCCCGCACUGCAGCAUGGCAACGCUAAUCGGCCUGUCCAUAAAAGUGAAACUGAUCAGAUCACUGCCCGAGAGGUUUAAGAUGGAUGUUCAUAUAACACCAGGAACACAUGCCUCUGAACAUGCAGUUAACAAACAGCUUGCUGAUAAAGAACGUGUAGCAGCUGCUUUGGAAAACUCUCACUUACUGGAAGUGGUAAAUCAGUGUUUGUCUGCUAGAUCAUAAUUGCCUGAUCAGGAAACCAUUAGUAUUCUGCUGUAUUAAUUUUGUAUAUAAGUGGUGUUGCUAAUGCUACAUGUAUCUAUGAGCAAAAUAAAACUACCUUAAAGAA
Molecule: messenger RNA, 620 nt
Organism: Lagopus leucura (white-tailed ptarmigan)
Lineage: Eukaryota; Metazoa; Chordata; Aves; Galliformes; Phasianidae
Gene: CIAO2B
Product: cytosolic iron-sulfur assembly component 2B
Exons: 5
Coding region: 29-514 (161 amino acids)
Biological process (GO): iron-sulfur cluster assembly
Cellular component (GO): cytosolic [4Fe-4S] assembly targeting complex
Source: RefSeq, a predicted model, not a curated record